This is a messenger RNA of Belonocnema kinseyi, 4942 nucleotides long. RefSeq names its product girdin-like (gene Girdin). Gene Ontology annotation, molecular function: microtubule binding; dynein light intermediate chain binding. Gene Ontology annotation, cellular component: cytoplasm; centrosome. The record is from RefSeq and is a predicted model, not a curated record. The transcript is spliced from 22 exons. Lineage: Eukaryota; Metazoa; Arthropoda; Insecta; Hymenoptera; Cynipidae. Gene Ontology annotation, biological process: cytoplasmic microtubule organization; cytoskeleton-dependent intracellular transport. Bases 546 to 4043 code for a protein of 1165 amino acids.
UUUCCGUCGUGCUCGAAUGCACUCCGAAAAGUAUUCACAUGGAUAUAAUUACAUUAUAGUAUUACCAAGCAUUACAAAUACCUUUCGCAAUAAUAAAAUUAAUCUUGAACAGUGUGAGGUGUCUAAUUUUCUGCCUCUUUUCUUCAUAAAGAAGCCGAAGAAGCGAAAUCAUUCCGAACUCUGAGAAUGAAAGUGAAAACGAACGUGCAAUUGGUCUAAAAAUACACUCGGACUCGAGGAGUUGGAAAGUGGAGUAUUUAUAUUAUUUAUUCCAUUUUUAUUCUGUGGGGUUGCGAGGGUGUCGAUGCCGCGACGCGAGAUUUUGGAGGUUAUAUUUAACCUAUUUUAUUUUGACAAGUGAAUUAGUGAACGUGCUUUUUCCUGGUAGGAAAUUCUGCUCUGUUUAGAAAAAACGGAGCGUCUUCUCCCCCGCUGCUAAUGAGCUAAUUAUUUUGAAAGAAAAACGGUCAUUCAACGGCUGCUGAAGUGAUGUCGAUUCUGAUCUGUUUUUAAAAUGAAAUAAAGAAUCUGAUUAAAGAACGAAAAUGGCAACCGCGGAGAUUGACGAGUUCUUAUCGGGCCCGUUAGUGACUUGGUUAAUCAGUUGUCUUGAGGAUCCAAAUUCACUGGCCAAUUACGAUGAUUUGGCAGAUGGAGUUCUGAUUCAUAGUGUUUACCUCCAAAUAGAUCCGGAGCCUUUGCACGAUGGGGUGAUACCAUCGUUAGGAAAUGUAAACAAGAGGACGAAAAAUUUGGAAAUAAUUGUGGGGAACAUGAAGCAAUUUUACGAAGAAGAACUGGGCAAUAUUCUGUUGAAAUUACCGAACACAACGAAUUUGGGAAAAGAACCAGAGUCACACAUCGAAGACAUGAGGCUUUUGCUUCUUUUAUUGCUCGGUUGUGCAGUUGAUUGUCCAAAUAAAGAAAAAUUCAUCACUAAUAUCAAGCAGCUUAAUCUCGACACUCAAGUGGGAAUUGUUGAGUGUAUCAAGCAGGUUACUGUUUAUCAGGACAUCGUGAUUAACCACGAUUUAAUGGAGAAUGUCAAUAUGGGAACCGUCUUUAACGAAAUUAAGAAACUGAUACAAGAACGGAAUCUAUAUCGCGAGAAAUGGAGAAGUGUCGCGAUAAGUGAGAUUGUGGAUCAAAAUGAUUCAACGAUUAGCACAGAAGGCGAGGAACUGAAUAAAUCACAACAGUCGAACACAUCGGCGAAAUCUGAAAGAGAAGAAAAUCAUCAUUAUGCUGUCGAGUUGGCCGAUUGGAAAUCCAAAGUCAGAAAGCAACGUCAGGAAUUAGAGGAAAAGACGGAGUCUUUGCUAGAAUGCAAGGAAGAGCUGGAGCACAACAAAAUGUUACUCGCAAAAUUAAAGCAAGAGAAUCAGGAACUGGUGCUGGAAGCUAGGACCGCAAAAUCUUACAGGGAUGAGCUUGACGCUGUAAUCGAAAGAGCGGAAAGGGCGGAUCGCCUUGAAAUGGAAGUAACUCGCUAUCGUGAAAAACUUACUGACAUCGAAUUUUAUAAAACUCGAAUAGAAGAAUUGCGCGAGGAUAAUAGAGUUCUGAUGGAAACGAGAGAGAUGUUGGAAGAGCAACUAAAUUCGUCAAGGAGACGAGCGGACAAAGUGUUGGAAUUAGAGGCGGAGAUUAUAAAAUACAAACAGCUUCUCAACGAUAUGGCCUUGGAACGCGCUGCUGACAAGGAAAAAUAUCAAGAGCUUUGCGAAGAAAAUAGUCAUCUUCAAAAAAUUACAAAAGCUGCGAACGAAGCAACACUUGCUGGGUCUAUCAGCGAUUCUGAAGAACCAGUGAUUACAGAUAAUCCACUAUCGGAACAAUUAACAAGCAACGCUCAGACCCGAGCCUUGAAACUGGAAUUAGAAAAUCGUCGCUUAUCGACUCUGAUUGAAUCACUGAAAGAAAAUUCCUUUCACGAGAGUUCGUCGCGCGUUUUGGAAUUGGAAAAGGAAAAGAAGAAACUUUCCCUAAAAUUGGAUUCACUCACAGAUAAUUGUGAACGAAUUUCACAGCAGAAUUCGGAUUUGGAAUUGGUUUGCAAACAAGCGUUCGAGGAGAAUAAAAAACUUCAGGCUUCCUUGACAGCUCAGCGAACUGCGUUCGAUAAACAACAGCAGGAUUUGCAGGCGCAUCAUAUGAAACUGGUGGAUAUGGAAAAAAAUUAUGAAACUGCGACGAAUGAAAAACAGAGAAUUCAGUCUCUUUUGGAAAGUGUGCAGAGGCGAGCUGAUGAUAUUGAAAGAUCUUUGGAAAUGACAAAUCAGAAAUUGGAGGAACUGAAAAAUGUUGAGAGUCAAAAGGACGAAGCGAAUUCUAAGUGUUCUGAGUUGGAGACGAAAAUUGCUGUUUUGGAGAAAGAAAGGGACAGUGCUCAACGCGAUGUGCAUAAAUAUAGAGAAGCUCUUGAGGAAAAGGAUGUUGCGCUUGAUCAAGCAGCGAAUACAAUCGAAGUUUUGGAGGGAAAAAUAACACAAAUCGAGCAAGAACUAGAAAAUUCAACUGCACAAAUUUUACGAUUGCAAGAAAUUGAGAGGUGCAGCAAAGAAUUGGAUUCGAGGGCUGCGAUCGACAGAGAAACUUUGGAGACUUUACAAUCGAAUUUGGUCGCUGAAAAAUUAAAUACUCAACAGUUGUACACGGUUUUAGAAAAACUUGGACUCGAUGUCGAAGCUCUAUUGUCUUUACCUCUAGAUUGCAUCUUAGAAAGGAUCGCAGAAAUACCAGAAGUGAGCAAUCGAAUUAGAAAAGCGAUAACGGAAGAGAUUACAGAAAAGCAAAAAGUCCAAAUUGACAAUGUAACGAUUGUAAAAGAAGAUGAAGUCAAAAAUUCGAAUUUGCUAGUAGAAGUGGAAGCUCUGAAGAACGAGCAGGAAAAUCUGCAGACGAAAUUAUCAACCAUGCAGUCGACUUCGGAAAAUCUUUUGUCCGAAAAUGCAAAAUUACAAGUCUAUGUGACGACUUUGGAAUCUCAAAGCACUUCGUUAGCCACUCAACACACUGCUUUACAAUUAGCAAAUUCGCAGCUCGUUGCCGAAAAAGAAGAGGAGGACUUUAGAAUUUUAUACUCCAAUCUCGAACAAUUAAAAAUGGAGUACAAAAGUCGACAUGAGGAUUACUUGAAGAAUAAAUCUGAGGCGCAUACGUCGAGUAAAAAAUUGAUGGAGUUGCAAGGCGAAUUAAGUGUGAAAGACGAAAGAUGUUCAAAUUUGGAAUUGCAGAUUAGUAAACUGACACAGAGAUGUGAGGCUCUCUUGCAAAUUAAUUCUGGAAUCGACAACGACAGACGAACUUUGAUGGAACAUGCGAGUGCUCUUUUAAAUCAGUACCAAGAUCUUUUCAUGCAUACUUUAGAAGAUAAAGAACAUUUCUAUGCAGAGGAAAAAAACUUUGCGGAUAAAUUGAAUCAUAUGAAUAGACAAAAGGUGAAACUCGAAGAGAAAAUUAUGGAACAUUACAGAAAUAUGGGAAGUUGUUCUACGAAGAAGAAAAGUUUUGGCGCUAGUUUUGUUAGAAAAGUCAGAAAGGCAAGCUCCGAUUUACUAAACAAAAAUCGACGUUCGUGGGCAGAAGAUGUUAAACUCCCGGAAGGAAAACCAGGUGGAUCUGAAUCUGGAGGUAAUGAUUCAGACGCGAGUAUUGACGAUCAACGAUUAACAGAAACGAGAGAGUCCAGUGAUCUUAACCCGGAUCCAUUAGCUUUGGGACAUCCAGGGACCCGAAGAACUGUUUAUUAUACAGACGAUACACCGCCAACAGCUCCUUUAAUGACUGACCAGAGACUCGGCGAGUCGCUCCAUCACUCGGGAGACGAAAUCCGAGCAAAUGAAACGGAAUCAAAUUCAAGAGUCGAUCCUCCGAGCGAACCUCGUCCUUUUCUCAUUUAUAACCGAGUCUCAGCUGUUAUCAAUGAGUCGAACAACGUAAAUCACUCGAUUCAGGAACCAAUUCCAGACGAAACUUUAGUUGACUCGCCUCCCAGAAAAGAUAAAACGAGUCCAGUUUGGUACGAAUAUGGCUGCGUAUAGAUUCUCAAAUUCCAUCGAGUUUUAUUCGAAUUCAUCAAUUAAAAAGUACCGGUCGUACUAUACGGUUUUGCUAAUUCCCAAAUUCAUAAUAUUUCCAUUUUUGGUAAAAACGCGGAAGCAUUAUUCUGUGUUUUAGAAUCUAGAACACGUGAACUUGACAGUCAGCAACUGAUAGUUGCGCCCCUUUAUUUAUACGUACUGUACAUUCCAGUAUUCACGUAGGCUUAUUCGACAUUUUAUACUUUUUUUUUUUUAAUUUCUGACUCUGCACCUUCGAUCGAUUCAUAGGGACAUAGGUUUUUAUUUUUAUUUUUUAGAUCAUUUUAACGCUGAAAGUAAUACGUAAUAACUCGGAAAACUACGUAAAACAUUGAGGUUUUUUAUAAUCUAAUCUACAGAUUCAGGUAUUAAAGCUUAAACCUUGAAGGAAUUUUUGUUUCUUUUUUUUUUAGAGAGAGAAUUUUAGAAUACUGAAUUUAUAUACAAAUGCCCGCAGCUGUUACCAGAGAUUUCGCUUUUGAAUCUCAAUAUUUUCGAUCGUGUGCACAAGAUACUUAAUAAGUCGAGAUGUACAAAUAUAUUAGUUAAGCUUGAGAAUUAGAUUAAGAUUGUGAUUUUAUUACACUCGAGCUUCCAGGUUCACUCAAAAUUUUUUAGAUAAGAAUUUAUCUAAUCAAUAGAUCGAAUCCAUUUCAAAUCAUUUCAAUUCUUCAACUUGAAGUUGAAGAAUUUCUCGGGGAUGAUAAAUUUUCUUUAGAAGAAAUUAGGGGAUGCACAUUUUUUCGAUUUGUGGCAAAAAUGUUUUUUUUACGGAAUUAUGCGUAUUUGAAUUUUUGCCUUUGUUUUUCAAAAAAAGAAGAAAAUAAUUUUUUAUUUAAACCUAAUCUUUUGACUUAAUC